Molecule: messenger RNA, 2972 nt
Organism: Salvelinus sp. IW2-2015
Lineage: Eukaryota; Metazoa; Chordata; Actinopteri; Salmoniformes; Salmonidae
Product: ubiquitin-like protein 3
Molecular function (GO): protein binding
Source: RefSeq, a predicted model, not a curated record
AGCUGAUUUCCGGUGUCUUUAAAUGUCCUGCCAUUAUUCUUCGACAAGCAGCAGCUAGGUAUGAUGUUAUUUGACGGAAAGAGACACCCAAACGUGGGAUACGUUUAACCAUUGGGAUGCUUAAAUAUUUAAGUAUUUGUUUUAUACCGUUACGGUCUUUAGAGAUGUGAGGUUUAUUUUGGUAAGAUUAACGGUAGUGAUAUCGCGGGUUGUCGUCUCUGUGCUCCCACAGUUCCUCUUUUCUGCCGCAGUCAGAUAUUUUCACCUUAGUUACAUUUUAGCAACGUAGCUACCUACCUACAUAAUUUACAAGGAAGGUAACUAACUUAACACAGCUACCUAACGUUUCUUCGGGUGUCAUCUCCUUGCUAGCCUACAAUGCUACUAGUUACAAACCAGCGUUAGGAUAUCUUGUCAGGCAGUACGGAUGAUUUUGAGUUAAUCUGUCGAGGUUAAAGCAACGAGUUUAUAGCCAUCUGUUGUUAACUAAGUAACGUUAGUGUUGGCAAGCUACUGAAGCUAGCUAGCUAACUAGCUAAUGUGUAGCCAAAUGCUAUCUAAGUAAAUUGCUUCCGUCUGACAGUGUAUGAUUGCUAGGCAGUGGUUGGUUGGAUACAUACGCUUGACACCUAGCCACCAUCGUUCGCAGAUAUCACAUCAACAGGCGAAUCUUGUAACCAAUUUUAUGUUUCACGUUGGUCAGAGCGCUUGAGUUGGUGCCAGGCUGUGGAAAGCAGAGAAAGAAGGGGGGGGGUGAGAGAGUAGUGAAACGCACACAGUGUUCUUUGUGCCAGGGGUUUGGCCCAGUCUCCAUCAGCAAAGCGCAACACUAACUGCCCAGUCGGCUCUGUUCAGAGCAGCUUCAGAGCCAUGACAACUCAAAGGGAUGUCGAUAUUGUGAACCUGCGUCUUAUCCUGGUCAGUGGGAAGACACAAGACUUCAUCUUUUCCCCCAACGACUCGGCCAUGGACAUCGCCAAGCACGUCUUUGAUAACUGGCCCUUGGGAUGGGAGGAGGAGCAGGUGAGCAGCGCCAGCAUCCUACGCCUCAUCUUCCAGGGACGCUUCCUGCAUGGCAACGUCACCCUGGGAGCUUUAAAGCUGCCCCCUGGCCGAACAACUGUCAUGCACUUGGUUGCCAGAGAGACCCUGCCAGAGCCUAACUCCCAUGGUCAGCGUAACCGGGAGAAGACCGCGGAGAGCAACUGCUGUCUGCUCUUGUAAAGACGACAACAAACAACAAUCCUCCCCUUAACCCUCCCCCACGUUCACCCCUGCUCGGCUUCUGUCUGCCCGUCAACCAUGGAUUUGGAGAGAUCACAGGGAGAUGGGUCACAGAGCUGUCAGCCUGCUGUCUGGCACAUGUUUGUGGCACUCUGACCCAAUCGGUGGCUUUGGAAUUAUUUGUAGUUUAUUUUWUUWUWUUUUUUUCGUACCCAUUUAUUCAGAUCAAUUUUCUUUUUUCACCCUUUUGCCAGAUUCUGCCUUUUUUCUUCUGUGUUGUAAAACCAUGUUAAGAAUUUGUACAUAUAAUCUCCGUGGUUACCCAGGAUGAGCUAGCUGGGUGGCCAUACAGGUUUUGAAGACCUCCCACAGAAAUACUGUCAAACUAUGACUUCGGAACAUUGACCCGUACUGUGACUGUGGCGUUGGUCAUUUGCAUUGACUCCAAGUAUCUUUCUGCUAAUGAAAUGGAAGUUCCCAUGGCUCUUGUAGAACGGCGUUAAAACCUCUCAUUGCACUUAACUGGGUUGUUUAUUUGAAAGUGUUUCUUGUAGAUUUUUUUUGUAUCGUCUUAAUCUUCCCAUCUUACAGAGGAAGAGAGAAUAAUGUCCUACUGUUAGACAAAGUGCCAUCCUCCUCACCCGAUGUAGACCGUGCACAGUACAGUAGUUGACUCCUACUAGCAGGGUGUGUGUAGUCUGKCAUAGCACCAGUGGAGUGGUGUGUAUCUCUGUGACAUGGGCCACACUCGUGUUUGUUCCUGGACUUGGACCAACAGAGGAAGAGUUCAAAGUUGUGCCACACCUGUGUGUGUGGCAUUGUCACGUGUUUGAUCACCUCGACGGUGAAUGAGGAACUGGUCUAGCUAGAAGAAUCUAAACUAACUCCUACACGUUCUCCCCCUGGUUGUGAAGCCCUGCUUUUUCCCUUCUUUUUUAACUGAGUGAAAAGUAUUGAAGGAUUGCUUCUGCGUGACCAUUGUCAUUCUGUAUGGCUUCCACCUCUGAUCAACAUGACCAUUUAGACUACAUCCCGUCCCAUGGGACAGCCCCCUCGCCACUCCCCGUCCGACCUGAGUGAGGAAUAAGGGAAUCGACACCAGGAGCCAAUCAACAGAGAGGUGUUGGUAGUUGGAGGGCUUCAUGGCCAGCUACAGGACAUUAGGGCUAGAGGCAUGAGAGGGAGCAAUUCCUUGGAGAGGGUUCCCCUCUGGAAAAUAGGAGGAGAUGAUGAUGAUGGUAUUUGACCUCCUUUUUGUUUGGAUGCUGUCUGUUUUUGUUUGCCUUUUUGAUUGUGGAAUUAUUCAGUAAUAUCAUUAAUAUUGCAAUUGGAAAAUGUCAAUUUUUAUCUUGUAUUGAUAUUGUUUGUCCAGUUGCUGAUGUCUGACUCCUGUUAAUUGAAUGCUUUUUGUCCCAGGGGUUAGUGUGUGUGGGAAUUGCGUAUUAAUUUUACAUGACUGUUGUAUGUGUGAGUGGAUGGGUUGGGGAAAUGACUUGAGUGUAUGGAGACCGUUUGUGUAUUUGAGUAAUGGGUGUGUGUUUGCGAAAACCUAAAAACGGUGUGUUUUGUGUGUGUGAGCACUGGAGGUUGGUGGUGGAGUAGGAGGAUAGAUUGGUCUUGGGUGGCUGUGGUUUCCAUGGAAACAGUGUGAAUCCUUCCUUUUAGUGAGUGUCCUUUGGUUAGUGUCCGUCAACCAAUGUCACUGCUAUGAAAUGUAGCUCAAUAUGAAUAAAUGUUUAAAAAAAUAA